This is a messenger RNA of Peromyscus leucopus (white-footed mouse), 1867 nucleotides long. RefSeq names its product leukocyte immunoglobulin-like receptor subfamily A member 5. Gene Ontology annotation, molecular function: inhibitory MHC class I receptor activity. The transcript is spliced from 4 exons. The coding region runs from base 1427 to 1834 and encodes 135 amino acids. Lineage: Eukaryota; Metazoa; Chordata; Mammalia; Rodentia; Cricetidae. Gene Ontology annotation, biological process: cytokine-mediated signaling pathway. The record is from RefSeq and is a predicted model, not a curated record.
AAAAAAACAAAAAACAAAACAAACAAACAAACAAAAAAAACAAACAAAAAACAGCCUUUACAAAUACCAGAAGGAUUCUGAACAAUGAAAUAGGAACACCAAACAGGUAAGACAGCUGAGAGGUUGUUUCUCAUGUAUGCUGGUAAGAAAAGGGUAACACAUGUAUAGCAGAUUGUUGAGCAAAAUAGCAUCAAAUCAAGAACCAUGAGAAUACUGUAUUUUCUUCUCUGUCUCCCUGCAAGUCUCCUCCAUAUUCACCCAGGAGAACUGAAGGAUCAGGUGCUUAGUCUGCCCCUUCUGGUCUGUAUCCUUCCAGCAGGACCAAUCUGCAUCUUACCUUUUGUAGAACACUGCUCUCCAGGCAUGGCAAUAUUCUUGUCCUAUUGAAGUCUCUGUAGCUCUGAUUACACAUAGGUGACCUGCACAAUAUUGAGCCCAUCAGUAUUCCUUCAUGGUGUAGAGGCUCCUGAGGCUCCUUUUCCAUCAGAACUAUAGGCAGUUAAAAGUUGCAGGCAAAGCUUUUUUCAGGGAUACAACCACUGAAAAGUUCCCAAUAUUGCUGGGCAUAGUGAAGCACACUCUUCUCAAAAACUGAGUGUGAGACUGGUUGCUGGAUCUCAUCUGUUCUACAUAGUGAGUUUCAGCAUGGCCAGAGCUAAUAGUAAGACCCCAUCUCAAUAAACACACCAAAAAAAAAUCUAAGCAGAUUGACCACGUGCUUCUACGUGCUUCUAAGGAACCUCAAUAUUACUCAUUGGUUCAUCAGCUAGAUUUGUGUGGAGUCUUUUCUUUGUUUCUGUCAUUGGUGUCUCAUCUGGGGUGAGUAGGCAUUGAUCAUAUAUCCUCAGAAAAAGUUCAUACAGUAUCUCCAAAGCUUCUCCUGGGCAGGGUAAGAAACUUGUAAUGAGGUUGAUCUGGCUGAUUGAGUGAUGGAGAACCAAGAAGAAACUCUGAGAGCAGUGAGCCCCCUCAUGAACCCCUGGCUCAUGAAGACACCAGGUUUAUUUCAUUUUAAGUCCUUAUUCAUGGUGACUUCAAACAUUCAGACAGAAGUGGAUUGUAACAAUGGAGAUGUUCUGCAGGAAAAGACCACAAUCAGACUUGGACUUGUAAUCCCAGCCACCAGGAAGCUGAGGAGGAUGAGUCUGAGACCUGCAUGAGAUUCAAGAGAUUCUGUCUCAGAAACAAAAGCAAAAACUAAAGAACCAGGAAGAGACAAGUCACAUAUCCUGUAGCCCAACCCACCACAGCACUGGGGAAGUAAGAGUCAGGUGCCUGGAAAGAGUAGUUCCUCUUCUUCCGGGUUGCUAGUAUUACAUCCUCAUGACAGGAAGGAGAAGACACCCUGCAUAGAACAUCAGCUUGGUUUCUUUCCGUUUGGCAAAGAGACCAGCUAUCUGCAAACUUGUGACAACUGGAAGAUGCCAUGACCAUCUUUCUCACGGUCCUGCUGUAUGUUGGGCUGUGUCUGGUCCUCAGUAUCCCUGCACUGGCAGGGGUCUUCUCUAAACCUACACUUAGAGCAGAUCCAAGAAAUGUGAUCACCACUGGAAACCAGGUGACAUUCGUCUGUCAAGGGCCCUUAGAGGUCAAGGAAUAUCAUCUCUGCAAAGAAGGAAGUCCAGAGUGCUUGCCACCAACAACCCUUAUAAUAGAAACUGAGAACUCGGCCAAAUUCCUUAUCUUGUCAGUUGAGUGGAACAAUGCAGGCCAAUAUUGGUGUGAAUAUAAAAGCCCCAAUGGCAAAGCAGUACACAGUGACUACCUGGAGCUGGUGGUGACAGGAGUUCACAACAGCAGUGUGACCCUGUCAGCCAUUCCCAGCCAGUGGUGACUGCAGGAGAAAUGUGACCCUUCAAUGUGUGUC